This is a messenger RNA of Echinops telfairi (small Madagascar hedgehog), 646 nucleotides long. RefSeq names its product eukaryotic translation initiation factor 1. Gene Ontology annotation, molecular function: translation initiation factor activity; RNA binding; ribosomal small subunit binding. The record is from RefSeq and is a predicted model, not a curated record. Gene Ontology annotation, cellular component: eukaryotic 43S preinitiation complex. Bases 132 to 473 code for a protein of 113 amino acids. The transcript has a single exon. Gene Ontology annotation, biological process: translational initiation. NCBI's taxonomy places the organism in Eukaryota, Metazoa, Chordata, Mammalia, Afrosoricida, Tenrecidae.
AGCCGCCGCCGAGGACUCAGCAGCCUCCCCCUCAAGCCCCCUCGCUUCCAGACGCUCCGUCCCCCCUCCCCGCCUUCUCCAGCCGCCGCCUUCCGCAGGCCGUUUCCACCGAGGAAAAGGAAUCGUAUCGUAUGUCCGCUAUCCAGAACCUCCACUCUUUCGACCCCUUUGCUGAUGCAAGUAAGGGUAAUGACCUGCUGCCUGCGGGGACAGAGGAUUAUAUCCAUAUAAGAAUUCAACAGCGCAACGGCAGGAAGACCCUUACCACUGUCCAAGGGAUCGCUGAUGACUACGACAAAAAGAAACUAGUGAAGGCCUUUAAGAAGAAAUUUGCCUGCAAUGGCACUGUGAUUGAGCAUCCAGAAUAUGGAGAAGUGAUUCAGCUCCAGGGCGACCAGCGCAAGAACAUAGGCCAGUUCCUUGUAGAGAUUGGACUGGCUAAGGACGACCAGCUGAAGAUUCAUGGGUUUUAAGUGCUUGUAGCUCACGGAAGCUUAAGUGAGGAUUUCCUUGCAAUAAGUAGUAAAAUUCCCUCUGUCCCUUGUCACAAGUUUAAAACCUCACAGCUUGUAUGAUGUAACCAUUUGGGGUCCACAUUUAACUUGGACUAGUGUAACUCCUUCAUGCAAUAAACUGAAAAGAGCCA